AUGGACAGUUUACGCAUCUCCAAAAGAGAGGCCAGUCAGUUCUUAGGCAGAGACAGACGAGAAAAUACGAGAAGUCACUUGGAAGAGGGUUCACUUUUUAGCAACAACGAUAAUCUAGAGCGGGAAUGUCUCGAAGAAAAAUGCUCGCUCGCAGAGUUGAAUGAGGUUUACGAGAGUGACAAGGGACCACAGUUUCAAAAGGGGCUGUAUACUGCUGCGCGGGAGUAUCUUGAAAACCUCCAUCUUGUGGAGCAGCGAUCAUGUGCAGAGCAUAUCCAUGUUGUAGACACGAGACACCAAGUAGAUGGGAUGUACUACGCUGUUUAUGAUUACACUAUUUCCGCUGUGAAUACCUACUUGAAGCCGUUCAUCUAUCAGCACGCGACGAUUCCUCAACUUGCUCUAGUUCUCUGCUCCGAUGAUGUGGACCAGUCAUGUAAAUGGCGCUUCGUGAAUACGAAAACUCAGAAGUGCACAAACAGGUGCUACUCAACCCGGCCAGGCGUUGAGUUUUGCCCAAGCUUUGACUUUUCCAACUUCGGGUACCCUUACAAUAAUCCUGGAUCUCUAACACUUGAGAAAGUUAACUACGUUUCAACUUCGAUCCCUUGCUGGCAGAGUCAUGGAACCUCCCACCAAGGGUGCAAAUGCAACCACGAAACCCGUGUUUGUGAAAGACAGUUGCUCCUGUACAACACGCUCUGGAAUCGCUGCGAUCAUAACUGCAAGGCAGCUUCCGGAUGCAAUGACUUCAAGCAUGCAUUCUGCUGCUCCGAAGAACAGGGCAAUACCAGUUGCCCUCCGGAAAUGAAUCACCAUCUCGGCUCUGGAUACAAAUUCGUCUAUCCCCUCUACUGGUCUGAGUGGUCUCCGUGUCCCGAUGACAAUAAAGACGAUUGCCGAGUCUGUGUAAAUUCGGAAGAGAACAAUCGCAAGUGCGGUGAUAACCUUCGACGACGAGGCGAAAAAAAAACGAGCUCCCAUUUCAAUGCGGAUAGAAACUCUUACAACUAUCUUUCAAACCUCCGAAACCUAAACGAAGAGUAUCUGGAUAUUCCCCCUAAAAGUGCUUACGUUUCUCCGCUAGCUUACACAAUCCCAAUAAUUCUCUUCGUCAUCAUUCUUUGCCUCGGAAUAUUUCUGGUGAAUCGCUUCUAUCGACGAUCCAGAGUCAGUUCAAUAAGAGAUAAUCCGUCCCAAACAUUUGAGCGACCUACUGGCAAUCCUUUCGCAAUCAACGAGCGCCGAUUUAGCGCAAGUCUUCCACACGGCGGCUCACAAGACUUUCGACUUGAACCUGUUAGACUUCCUCCUUCAUUCAAAUAA
Oikopleura dioica is the source of this 1326-nucleotide messenger RNA. The record is from the annotation of a GenBank genome assembly. Lineage: Eukaryota; Metazoa; Chordata; Appendicularia; Copelata; Oikopleuridae.